AGAAAAACAUAGUUCAAAAGGGUCAUGUGAUUUUGAAUGUCUUGGAACUGUGUGUGAUCACUUUCUAAUGGUACAAAAAAUGCAUGAUAUUCUCAUUGUCAUGUCCUACACAUUUACCUAGUCAAAGUUGAAAGUUGAAAAAGCCUUACAGUACCAUAUGAAUCAAACACAACCCACUUCUUCUCCACCUUGUCUUUGACUUGCCCUACCAACCCACUUCACAUUAAUGCAAAACCACUCUUCUUCUUCUUCUCUGAUGCAUUCCAUCACCAUGGAAGAACAACAACAUCAACAACAACCAAAGCUCAUCAAAGAUCAUGGCUUUAAGGAGAACCCUUCUCAAACCAUCAUGAGACUGGCUUCACUUGCCAUCGGCUUCAACGUGAGGUUGAAAUCAUCUGAUAUGCCUGCCCACAUGCAGGAACAUGCUCUUCGUCACACCAGAUCACUCCUUUCUCUUUCAACUCCUUCUCCAAAGCUCUCUAACACCCUCAUAGCUAGAGCUCUCAAAAAGGAGUUUGAUACAAAGUAUGGACUAGCCUGGCAUUGUGUGAUAGGGAAGAGUUUCGGGUCCUUUGUGAGUCACACUGGUGGAGGGUUCAUCUACUUCUCAAUUGACACACUUUCUGUUCUUCUUUUCAAAACUGAGGUUCAUUUGGUCAGACAACCUCCUCCUUAAUUUUGUGUACUUUUGGUUAAAAUUCCUUAAAAGUAUUUCUUGUAUCAAUGACAACUCAGGUUGAGUCUUUAAGAGGUUAAUGAAUGAAUAACUCUGACUAACGGCUGCAUAACAUGUUACCAUGUUCUUCUAAAGGUUGACAAGUUCUUGUGAAACACCAGACACAGUGAAACUUCUGUGCAUGCAUGUGAAGAAGUUGUGUUAAUGGACUGCUUAAGGAAGCUGAGAUUGGUCAUAUUUGAUGUGGUUUCCUUAAUUGUUUAUUCCUGUUUCUUUUUUAGAAGCCUGCAAAUGAACAGUGUUUUUGGCAUGCUGUCUAGUAGUCGUAGUAGCAGAACAAUUUAUCCUUGUUAAUUAAAAGUUGGUGAACUUUUCCCACUAUUGAUUUCAUU
Vigna unguiculata (cowpea) is the source of this 1071-nucleotide messenger RNA. RefSeq lists its product as uncharacterized. Gene Ontology annotation, biological process: microtubule-based process. NCBI's taxonomy places the organism in Eukaryota, Viridiplantae, Streptophyta, Magnoliopsida, Fabales, Fabaceae. The record is from RefSeq and is a predicted model, not a curated record. Gene Ontology annotation, cellular component: cytoplasmic dynein complex. Gene Ontology annotation, molecular function: dynein intermediate chain binding.